UAAGUCUCGGUCUAUCCCAAUUCUCGCGGGAAUAGGCUUCCCAUUGCCGCCAUAUUGAAAACUAGAAAUUUCCAUCCAGCGAACAAUUAGUGCAAAUUGUUGAUUUUAACAUUGUUUGACUAAAUAACUGAUACAGACCAAUAUGAGCUGCGAAGAAGAUGUCAUCAAGAUUCGUAAAAAGCUUGAAAAACUGAUUGAAGACAAUGCUUCGGAGCACGGUUCUGCUUAUGAUCUCCUGAAAACUCUCAAGAAACUUCCAAUGACUCUAGAGGUCCUACAGAAAACAAGAGUUGGUAUGACAGUUAACAACUUCAGGAAGACAUGCUCUGAUGAAAAUGUAAUCUCAUUGGCUAAAUCUCUCAUCAAGAAUUGGAAGAAGCUCUUACCAGAGCAAAAUAAAAAUAAAGAAAAGGAUAAAGAAACUAAGGAAAAGGAAUCCACAUCUGAUACUAAUGAAGACUCUAGGGAUGGGGACCAGAAUCAACAGGACGUUGAAGAGGAAACUCCCACAACUACAUCCUUACCACGGGCUAAUGACACAGGGGAUGAAAUACGGCUGAAGUGCCGAGAAAUGUUGACCAAUGCAUUGAAAGGAGCAGAAGGAGAUGGUGCUGUAGAGAACCCAGUUGGCACUCCUGAAGACAUUGCAGCAGCUAUUGAAGACACAAUUUAUACAGAACUGAUGAACACUGGGAUGAAAUACAAAAGUAGGGUUAGAAGUAGGGUAUCUAAUUUAAGAGACAAGAAAAAUCCAGAGUUGCGGAAACAUGUAUUAAGUGGGCGUAUUGCUGCAGAAAAAUUAGCUGUAAUGACUUCAGAGGAAAUGGCAAAUGAAGAGAUGCAAAAAUUGCGGGCCAAGUAUACAAAGGAAUCUAUAGAUGAUCAUCAAAUGUCUGUCUCAGGCGGAACCACAACUGACUUACUGAAAUGUGGAAAGUGUGGCAAAAGAAACUGCACAUAUAACCAGGUCCAGACAAGAAGUGCUGAUGAACCUAUGACAACUUUUGUGCUGUGUAAUAAUUGUGGCAAUCGCUGGAAGUUUUGCUGACAGGUAUACAGUACAUACAUCUUUAAUUUGGACAAUACAAGUAGAUGCAUCUGAAAAUGGAUAUUCCUACAUCAGCAAAUGUGAGUCGCUAAAUUUGCUUGACUUGCCAAAUAAUGUGGUACAUGUAAUUGUUAUACAUACAUGUAUGUAAGAGACGCAACAUUCUUGGAAUAUAAACAAAAACAGAUACUAAGACAGUAGGAAAAGUCUUGGAAUGAGACCAGAUAUGAAUGAAUUCAACAUACGACAGUGAAUAUAACAGAAUCUGAAAAAUAUUAAAAAUAUUGAGUAUGCUAGAUAGUAAAAGAUGUCACUAGUGCUAGUAGUGCAUAAUUAAAUAAAUGUGAGGAUUUUUAUAAAUAGGUUUCUUUGUCAGAUAAUUUAUAGAAAUGGAAACUAUGCAUGUCCACCUCAACAAAAAUGUAAUAUCACAUACUGGAAGAUGUUUUAAUGUCACACUGUUGAGCUUUUGUCAUCACCAAUUGUCCAUCCAUCUGUAUGUUUGUCAACAUAUUGGUAGCACAUUUAUAAUCAUCCAUGAAAAUGAUUCAUCUUCAAAGUUGUUAUAUGAACGAAGAGCAUGACACCCACCUACUAUCAAUCGAAUGUGUAUGUAUUGUUCACAAACAAACUACAUAAUAUGACAAUA
Owenia fusiformis is the source of this 1697-nucleotide messenger RNA. The record is from the annotation of a GenBank genome assembly. NCBI's taxonomy places the organism in Eukaryota, Metazoa, Annelida, Polychaeta, Sabellida, Oweniidae.